This is a messenger RNA of Pollicipes pollicipes, 510 nucleotides long. Its product is annotated as protein-lysine N-methyltransferase EEF2KMT-like. The record is from RefSeq and is a predicted model, not a curated record. Lineage: Eukaryota; Metazoa; Arthropoda; Thecostraca; Pollicipedomorpha; Pollicipedidae. The coding region runs from base 1 to 510 and encodes 169 amino acids. Gene Ontology annotation, cellular component: protein-containing complex. The transcript is spliced from 4 exons.
AUGUCGGCCGCUUGCGCUUGCAGCUGGAGGCCAGCGGCCGGGAGGUACCGGAGCUGGCGUACCACAUCCACGGCCAGCUCCUCGGCGGCCGACGCCGACCGCACCGACGGCCACGUGGUGUAUCAGCUGACCGAGACGGCGGUGGUGGCGCUCUGGGAGGACCGACGUCUGAUGGCGGCCGACACUACGGGCCUGCGCACGUGGCAGGCGGGCAAAGCGCUGCUGGACUGGUACCUGCUGCGGCCGGAGGCGAUCCAGGGCAGGCGGGUGCUCGAGCUGGGGGCCGGCCUCGGCCUGACCGGUCUGGCGCUGUGCAGGACGUGCUCACCGGCCUCCUACCACGUGACGGACGGCCAUCCCCUGGUAGUGGAGAUGCUGAAAUACAACGUUCUGAAAAAUCUCGAACUCGCGGAGGACGACUUGCCAGUUGUGGGACGAGUCGGCGUGCGCAGCGUUUGUCUCCGACGCGCCGGCCAGCGCGCCGCUAAAACCGUGCGGCGGUCCGGCUGA